Messenger RNA from Erpetoichthys calabaricus (reedfish), 2563 nucleotides. RefSeq names its product gastrula zinc finger protein XlCGF57.1-like. The transcript has 2 exons. The record is from RefSeq and is a predicted model, not a curated record. Gene Ontology annotation, biological process: regulation of transcription by RNA polymerase II. Gene Ontology annotation, molecular function: RNA polymerase II cis-regulatory region sequence-specific DNA binding; DNA-binding transcription factor activity. Lineage: Eukaryota; Metazoa; Chordata; Cladistia; Polypteriformes; Polypteridae. Bases 199 to 1848 code for a protein of 549 amino acids.
AAGCUACCAUCCAGUUCCAAUGGCCAAACCAGGAGGUGUCUAAUGACUUCCAGGCCAGGGCUGUCUAUGUGAUGAGGACAUCUUAGAAGAGGCAACAUAUAAUUUUGGGUUGGGAAGAGAUUCACACAGAACAUGGAGUUAUGCCAAAGAGGGUGGCAUGGAUGAAAGACUGGAGCCGAUUAAACAAGAGGACCAUGAAUGGGGUGCACCAGAAUUUUUACGUGUGAGGUGGAGGAUUAUGAAAGAAGAAUUUCAGAUUUUAAAGAGGAGGAGUGCAAGGAGAUUAUUAAUAAAAUGAAAGUUGAGGAUUCAGAAAAUUUGUCAGGUGAUCUUGAACUGCAAAAGCAUGAAACUGGGAAUAUUUCUAAGGAAGAUAUCUGUGAAGAAUCUCAUUGCAGUUCACAGCCUUCAUUCACUAAUGUGGGACAACUGACCACCCAUCAGAAUUCUGUGGGACUAAAAUCUGAGCUAAUUGAGUUUGAAGAAAAAAUCAGGGAAGGAAGUGGGAGAGAAGCAGAUGAAUGGAAUUCAUCUAUGAGUGUGGGAAGAAAUUUAUGUGUGAAUGUCAGCUUCUCGCCAUCAUUAUCUGUGCAACCCACUCUUCAAUGCAAACUGGAAAAGAAACGGGACAAAAGGAACAUGAAGAAAUCAACAAGAGGAUCAGAGAAUUUGACAUUAUCCUCUUUCCAUUGUAGUUCUCUUUCUUUGAAAGAAGCUGUCAAAACUGACAAAGAUCAAGGACAUGACACAGAUUCAGAGGCUUUGCGUACUGGUCAAGAAUGUGGAGAAAUGUUUAAAAACAAGACCGACUGUAAAGAUAACAAAUCAGUUCAUUCAAAAGCAAAGCCAUUUUGCUGUUCGGAAUGUGGCAAAAGAUUUUUCCGGAGAAAUGAUCUUCAGUGUCACACAAGAAUUCAUACUGGAGAAAAGCCAUAUAGCUGUGCUGAAUGUGGCAAAAGAUUUAGCCAGAGUAGCAAUCUUAAUAGUCACUCAAGAAUACACACUGGAGAAAAACCAUAUUGCUGUUCUGAAUGUGGCAAAAGAUUUAUCCGGAGUAGUGAUCAUCAGGUACACAUAAGAAUUCAUACUGGAGAAAAGCCAUAUUGCUGUUCUGAAUGUGGCAAAAAAUUUUGCCAGAUUAGCAGUCUACAGAGUCACAUGAGAAUUCAUACUGGAGAAAAGCCCUUUUGCUGUUCUGAAUGCGGCAAAGGAUUUAGCCAGAGUAACGAUCUUCAGAGUCACAUGAGAAUUCAUACUGGAGACAGGCCACAUUGCUGUUCUGAAUGUGGCAAAGGAUUUAUCCGGAGUAGCGAUCUUCAGAGUCACUCAAGAAUUCAUACCGGAGAAAGGCCAUAUUGCUGUGCUGAAUGUGGCAAAGGUUUUAGGCGGAGUAGCCAUCUUCAUAGUCACACAAGAAUUCAUACUAGAGAAAGACCAUAUUGCUGUUCUGAAUGUGACAAAAGAUUUAGCCAGAUUAGCCAUCUUAAGAGUCACACAAGAAUUCAUACUGGAGAAAAGCCAUAUUGCUGUUCAGAAUGUGGCAAAAGAUUUAGCCAGAGUAACGAUCUUCAGAGUCACACGAGAAUUCAUACUGGGGAAAGGCCAUAUUGCUGUUCUGAAUGUGGCAAAGGAUUUAUCCGGAGUAGUGAUCUUCAGAGUCACUCAAGAAUUCAUACUGGAGAAAAGCCGUAUUAUUGUUCUGAAUGUGGCAAAAGAUUUCGCCAGAUUAGCAAUCUUCAGAGUCACACAAGAAUUCAUACUGGAGAAAAGGCCCUGAAGGAGUAUGUUAGAGAGGUGAAGGUGAAAAAGCAGAAUGAAGAAAAGCCGGAGAAAGAAGUGAAAAAGUGACCUUUCUAAUUGCUUAAGUCUUGAUGAUUACCUUCAUGUUGGUGGACUUUGUUUUAAAAGGUGUAUACCAAAACUCAUCAAGGCAAAACUACUAUUAUAGUAUGAAAAAGAACCCAAAAAAUAACUCAUACUGACCACUCGUCUCACAGGAUAAAAAGGUCCCCAGCACCUGCCUCUGAAGUAGGGUAGGUGAUGGUGCUGCCGAUAGUGCAAAAUCCUCAGGGGAAGAAAAGAAGAUUUGCAAUGUGGUGUCAGUCCAGAUGGACAUUGUUGCUGGCCCCACAGGGGAACGGAAAAGACCUCAAAAAUGCAGCUUGAGCAAGAAAUGAAGAGGAUUUGACACAGUUCAGUGGUCACUUGAAGAUAGAGGAGAUCAUGUACUGCUACUUUUAUGCAACAAGUCUUGAAUUUCUGACUAAAGGAUAGCUCGGAUAAAACUGGAAUCCCGGAAGGCAGUAUCAAUUUCCAAACUAAAUAAGAUAACUGAUGCAAAUCUGAGAUCACUAAUCACGACAAUUAAAGAGAGCAAGUAAACUAAGAGAAAUUACAAUGCUUACAAAGAGCAGCAAAAUAAGUAAUACAAUAACAAAGGCAAGACCCAGGGGGCAUGAGAAUAGAAUUGACAAAGACCUGGAAUAAAGAGAAGAGGUGCGAUCUUGUAUGGUGUGGCAUCUAUUCAAACAUAAAAGUAUCAGCAACCAAACCUAGAAAUAAA